AUGUCGCAGCAGAUCAUCUACUCAGACAAGUACAGUGACGACGAGUUCGAGUACAGACAUGUGAUUCUGCCCAAGCAGCUUGCAAAGAAGCUCCCUGCUCGCCUCCUCACGGAAACCGAGUGGCGGGCGCUUGGCGUGCAGCAGUCCCCUGGCUGGGAGCACUACGAGCGACACGAUCCCGAACCCCACAUCCUCCUCUUCCGACGGGCGCUCGACCAUCCUUACGCUACCAAGCCCCCGCAAAAGGGAACCGUUGCUCACUAG
This is a messenger RNA of Acanthamoeba castellanii str. Neff, 264 nucleotides long. RefSeq names its product Cyclindependent kinase, putative. Gene Ontology annotation, cellular component: SCF ubiquitin ligase complex; cyclin-dependent protein kinase holoenzyme complex. Gene Ontology annotation, biological process: regulation of mitotic cell cycle. Gene Ontology annotation, molecular function: cyclin-dependent protein serine/threonine kinase activator activity; ubiquitin binding; protein kinase binding. The transcript is spliced from 2 exons. The record is from RefSeq and is a predicted model, not a curated record. NCBI's taxonomy places the organism in Eukaryota, Discosea, Longamoebia, Acanthamoebidae. The coding region runs from base 1 to 264 and encodes 87 amino acids.